CACUAGACAAAAAUAGUACUUCCUCCUAAACUCAGCUUUGCCAACUUUCACUCAUUCCGUUCCCGUCACCACAACUGCACAGAUACGCUACGAGCACGCGUGACGUGGACGCCAUGGCAACACAAGACAACCAGACAAGACAAAUACAAGAAACUCUUACAAAUGUGGAGAAACAUUUUGGAGAACUGUGCCAAAUCUACGCUGGAUAUGUUCGUAAGACUGCUAGGCUAAGAGACAAAGCAGAUCUUCUUGUUAGAGAGGUGAAUGCAUAUGCGGACACUGAAACUCCAAACCUGAAACAUGGUUUGAAAAAUUUUGCUGAUGAGUUUGCCAAACUUCAGGACUACCGUCAAGCAGAGGUUGAAAGACUUGAAGCCAAAGUAGUGGAACCUUUGAAAAGUUAUGGUGCUGUAAUCAAGCUUAAAAGGGCGGAAACUGAGCUACAAAGAGCAACAAUGGAUGCAGCACGAAUCAGUCGACAGCUUGAAGAAACUAUUGACAACUUUGAGAAGCAGAAGUUUAAAGAUUUAAAGAAAAUAUUUAGUGACUUUAUAACUAUUGAAAUGUUGUUCCAUGGAAAAGCUCUUGAGGUUUACACUGCUGCAUAUCAACAUAUCCAAGACAUUGAUGAGGAGGAAGAUCUAGAGGUUUUCAGAAGUUCUCUACAUCCACCAGAUUUUCAGUCUCGCCUAGAGGUUGUGCGUGCUAGUUUAAAAACGGCAUCAACAAAACGAAACCCAGUCAACAUGUCUCAGCAUCUAAGUAAUAGACAGAAAAAGAUUGAAGAGGAGGAAGAUGAUGCCACUGAUGAGGAGGAAAAUUCAACAGAUGAUGAUCAAUAAUAUAAUGUGCAGAGGUUUCAACACCUGUGGACUGUUGUUAUCUAACUCUAAAGUUGGUAACUUUCUUGUAUUGUGGACCUCAGUAUUGAUUGACAACAAAACAUCAUUCAUUUGUGCCUGCGAUUAGCUCAAGAAAAUGUAUUGGUUUUUUUAAAAAAUCUUUUGAGAGUGAAUUACAGGUAAAUGUAAUCAACAAUAAAAAGAUUUGCUUCAAA
Molecule: messenger RNA, 1057 nt
Organism: Bombina bombina (fire-bellied toad)
Lineage: Eukaryota; Metazoa; Chordata; Amphibia; Anura; Bombinatoridae
Gene: CIBAR1
Product: CBY1 interacting BAR domain containing 1
Biological process (GO): cilium assembly
Cellular component (GO): ciliary basal body; ciliary transition zone
Source: RefSeq, a predicted model, not a curated record